Closterium sp. Naga37s-1 is the source of this 522-nucleotide messenger RNA. The record is from the annotation of a GenBank genome assembly. NCBI's taxonomy places the organism in Eukaryota, Viridiplantae, Streptophyta, Zygnematophyceae, Desmidiales, Closteriaceae.
AUGGCUGCUGAGGGAGUGACGAGCGCAGUGAAUGACUUGAUGAAAGAGGCGGUGCUGGCAGCAGUGAGAGAGGAGCUGGCUGCACACAAGGAGGAGGUGGAUGAGCUGCGGCACAUGCUGGCAUCAGUGAAGGGGGAGUUGGCAGUGGUUAAAGGGGAGUUGGUACUGGUGAAGGGGGAAUUGGCAGUGGUGAAGGGGGAAUUGGCAGUGGUGAAGGGGGAAUUGACAGUGGUGAAGGGGGAAUUGGCGGAACACGAGGACGCUAUGGCGGAGAGAUUGGCUGAGAGCAGUAGGGCAUCGGAUGCGAGAUGCUUGAGAGGGAACAGCAGAAAGAGAAAGCAAGAAACCACAGCGGAUUUCGCACGGGAGGAGGAUGAAAGGAGGAGGGAGGUGCAGGAGGUGGAGGAACUGGUGGCCUUUAAGGAAGGGCAGAUGAUACGAAACCUGGAGCUGAAUGUUGCGCUGCACAUCAAGCAGAGUGAAGGUGAUCAAAAGAUGGCAUGGAAGGUGAGUGUUGGAUAG